This is a messenger RNA of Trichoplusia ni (cabbage looper), 609 nucleotides long. RefSeq lists its product as uncharacterized. The record is from RefSeq and is a predicted model, not a curated record. NCBI's taxonomy places the organism in Eukaryota, Metazoa, Arthropoda, Insecta, Lepidoptera, Noctuidae. The coding region runs from base 62 to 430 and encodes 122 amino acids. The transcript has 3 exons.
AACACUUCAUUUAUUUCAAUGAAAAAGUACCUAGUUGUAUGUAAAAAUAUUAAGUAGAAAGAUGGAGUAUGGCUUUACCCGUAAUCGUAAUGAUGGAUGGAAUGAAAACUAUUAUGGAGAUGACUACUAUUAUGGAGAUGACUACUCUGGUGGCGGCAACUAUUAUGGGUGGCACGAUUAUGGUCAAACUAGAAGUCAUGGCAGAAUACCACCAGAUUUAAGGGGUCAGGGAUAUGGCCCAGAAGGACCAUCAUACCGGAGAGAAGAGAAUCCUGCAGGUUACUUGUCACGUGAGUUGAAUAAGCUGACUACUUCUUCAAAAUGCAGCUUACAUGUGGAACUAUUAAUCUUGCUUUAUAAACAAGAGAAUAGAAAAGAAGUGGAAGAACCUAUAUUUAAGAAUGGAAACCGUAUCAUAUUGUAUCACUAAAGAUAUAAAUUACACAUAUUAUAAUGGUUACAGUUCUGUAAACGCUACAGUGAGUAUAACUUAAUAUUACACAUAAAUGCGAAUGUUUUUGCAAUACAGCUGAUUUUAUUAAAGGGUACAAUGAACAUGUAGUAAAUUGUAUUCAAAUAAUUUUUAAAUAAACUAUUUUGAACAUUGUG